Molecule: messenger RNA, 498 nt
Organism: Aphanomyces astaci
Lineage: Eukaryota; Oomycota; Saprolegniomycetes; Saprolegniales; Verrucalvaceae
Exons: 1
Coding region: 45-416 (123 amino acids)
Source: RefSeq, a predicted model, not a curated record
CGUCCGUGUGUCGUCCAUUCACCAACCCCUCUCAGUAGUACAUCAUGGUUGCCCUGUCGUCGCUCCAGCAAGCCGUGGCCUGCUUGCCUAUGAAACCUCUCAAACACACCAAACGCACCGACCAAAUCAUGCGCCAACUGCAGCACACAUACAGCAAGCAGUUCAAGUUCUCCAACGGCAAGGCGUUUAUCACGCUUGCGCUCAAGAUCGAAGGGAUGCUGUACCGCGAAUUCCCCAACGACGCCAAUGUUGUCUUGUCGUCGUCGGCCCUGGCACGAAGGCUGCAGCAUGUUGUUGUCAAGGUUCUUAAACUCCAACAACAACCAAAGGACAUGGCGGCCACCACGUGCGCUUCGCUGGCAGCGCCUUGCGCGUCUCCGCCGCGGAGUUUUACGAUCGCAUCCAUGCUGUCGUGAUGAUCCAACGUGAUCCUGUAUAUGUGUGAACGUACGAUGUAUACGUCAAAGUAUGGUAUUUAAUAGAGCAAGCGUAACUCGA